AUGGCUGUAGUCCUCACCUGGGCUCUGGUCCUCCUCUCAGUGUUUUCAGCUACUCAGGCACGGAAAGGCAUCUGGGACUACUUCAGCCAGAGAAGCAGGGACAAAGGCAUGAUGGAGCAGAUCCAACAGCAGAAGCUGGCAUGGGAGCCCACGAGCUUGAAAGACAGCCUUGAGCAAGACUUCAGCAAUAUGAACAAAUUACUGGAAAAGCUGGCCCCGCUGAGUGGGCAGGGGAAAGGGCCUUCCCUGCUGGCACAGGACCCAGCAGGAAUGAGGCAGCAGCUGCAGGAGGAGCUGAAGGAGGUGAGGGCGCGCCUGGAGCCCUACAUGGCGGAGGUACAUGAGCUUGUGGGCUGGAACUUGGAGGGGUUGAGGCAGCAGCUGAAGCCCUACACCAUGGAACUGAUGAAGCAGGUGGCCUUGCAUGCGCAGCAACUGCAGGAGAAGUUGCGCAUAGUGGGAGAAGACACCAAAGCCCAGCUGCUGGGGGGCGUCGACGAAGUGCUGAGCCGGCUGCAGGCGAUGCAGAGUAGUGUGCUGCACCACACUGGCCGAGUCAAAGAGCUCUUCCACCCAUACGCCGAGCGCCUGGUAACCGGCAUUGGGCGCCACGUGCAGGAGCUGCACCGCAGUGUGGCUCCGCACACGGCCGCCAGCCCUGCGCGUCUUAGGCGUUGUGUGCAGGUUCUCUCUCAUAAACUCACGCUCAAGGCCAGGGCCCUGCACGCGCGCAUCCAGCAGAACUUGGACCAUCUGCGCGAAGAGCUCAGUGCAUUUGUCCGCGCCAGCGCUGACGGAGCUGAGCAGGGGGCCAGCCCGGACCCCCAGAUGCUCUCAGAAGAGGUACGUCAGAAACUCCAGGCUUUCCGCCAGGACACAUUCCUACAGAUCGCUGCAUUCACCCAGGCCAUCGACCAGGAGACAGAGGAAGUUCAGCAGCAGUUGGCACCACCCCCACCAGGUCACAGCGCCUUAGCCCCUGAGUUCCCACAAAGCGACAGUGGCAAGACCCUGAGCAAGCUGCAGAACCGACUCAAUGACCUGUGGGAAGACAUCACUUACAGUCUUCAUGACCAGGGCCAUAGCCAUUUGGGAGAACCCUGA
Marmota flaviventris (yellow-bellied marmot) is the source of this 1104-nucleotide messenger RNA. It is a transcript of the gene Apoa5, whose product is annotated as apolipoprotein A5. Lineage: Eukaryota; Metazoa; Chordata; Mammalia; Rodentia; Sciuridae. The record is from RefSeq and is a predicted model, not a curated record. Gene Ontology annotation, biological process: acylglycerol homeostasis; lipoprotein metabolic process; phospholipid efflux. Gene Ontology annotation, molecular function: phosphatidylcholine-sterol O-acyltransferase activator activity; cholesterol transfer activity; phospholipid binding. Gene Ontology annotation, cellular component: very-low-density lipoprotein particle; chylomicron; high-density lipoprotein particle.